This is a messenger RNA of Porites lobata, 12913 nucleotides long. Lineage: Eukaryota; Metazoa; Cnidaria; Anthozoa; Scleractinia; Poritidae. The record is from the annotation of a GenBank genome assembly.
AUGUCGGCUCGAGGCGGUAAACGCUACGGCAGUGGCCGUAGGCUCUUGUCACCUGGAAGCUUUGUUAGGAGCAUAGAGAAGAGAUCUGACUCUCGGAGUUCGUGGCUCAAGUCCCAUGGAAGGAUUUACGUCCGCCGUGACAUUCUGGACACAUUUAAAACGCUGAAAGCUCAGUGUGUCUUCUCCACCGACAGUGCUUUCUUGCAGCAUUUGUUGUCGUUUGAGAUGCGAAGGCAACAAAGGUGAGAAAAUAAGACUUCUACAUUUAUAUUGCGUUUUAGUCUAAGCUGCAACGUCGAAUCUAACUACCUAUAAAAUAUUACUUUAUUUUAACAGUUUAAAAGCCAAGCAAGCCAUGAAGAAGAGUACGGAAGAGUCAAGUGCAGUACAACAACCCCAAGCAGGUAACUAGAUGCACGAGAUCGAUCUGGAAUCCCUGUUCAGUAUGGGGUGCCAUUACCGCCAAAAUUCAGCUAUCGUUACUUUCGUAAAUGGUGCCUCCAAUUUUGUUUAUGGUGCCUUCGUUUUCAUAAAUGGUGCCUCUGUUUUCAUAAAUGGUGCCUCUGGUUUUGUAAAUGGUGCCUCCAAUUUUGUUUAUGGUUCCUCCAAUUUUGUUUAUGGUGUCGUUUUCAUAAAUGGUGCCUUCGUUUUUGUAAAUGGUGCUCCCAUUUUUUUUAUUAUUAUUUUUUUUAAUGGUGCCUCCUAUUGUGUUAACAUGGUGCCUAUAUGUUAUAAGUAUAUGGUACCUCUGUUUUUGUUUAUGGUGCCUCUGUUUUUGUUAAACUGGUGCCUAUAUCUUAGUAUAUGGUACCUCUAUUUUUGUUUAUGGUGCCUCUGUUUUCACAUAUGUUGCCUCUAAACUUGUUAAUGGUGCCUCUUAUUUUGUUAAACUGGUGCCUUUAUCUUUGUAUAUGGUGCCUCUGUUGUCUUAAAAAAUGCUGCCGCUGUUUUCGUAAAUGGUGCUUCAAAUAUUCAGCAGUCUGGGAACGACUCUCUGGUGACUUAACCGAGGAAAACUGGGGCUCAGUGUCAAAAUGGCGGACGCCUUAGCCUCUCUUCGCGGUCUUGUUACAGGAGAAAUUGCAAACAUUUGCAACAGUUUAUAGAACUAUAGAAUACCAGUCUAUAUAGAAUGUCAAAAAAAAACACCAAGGCAAGCACCGUUUUUGCAUGUUUCCUUGAGGCUGUGUCAGAGUUUGGUCUACCAUCUAGGGUACGCUCUGAAAAUGUUGUAGUUUCCAUGUUCAUGCCUCAGUGAACCACAGUGGAUGCGGUUGUCCUACAGUUGUUCUACAGCAGCAAGAGGUGACACUAAUAAAUGACUGGUUUUACAGGGUUUCCAAUUAUGUUCUUUAACACUCACGAACUCGCAAAAGGUGAGUGGUUUUUGGAAUUUAUAAGUCACAAAAUCAUCUUCUAGCUCUAGGAUAUUUGCAAGUGAGCAUAAAUUUCCUCCAGGAGAAAGUUGCUGUUGAAGAAUUUUUUGGCAAAAAAUGCAUGCAUAGAUUUAUUCUUUCAAGAAAGAAAGUGGCUGUGCGUAGAACCUAAUAAGUGCAUUUUACGUACAUGUUUACACUGUACUUGGUGAAGAAGGGGGGGGGGGGGUCGGAUCAGUGACGUCACACUUAUUAACCUCCUAUAUUAUAUGAAAAAAAAUACCACCAAAACCCAUCCAUGUUCCUACUAUGUGGGUACUGUUACUUUCUAAUAUUGUUGUAAAGAAACAGAAAAUAAAAUCAGUGAACUGUAACAGCAGGAUUCAUCACAAUUUAAUCAACAGUUUGAUUCCAGGUCAUUAGAAACAAACUGAAACUAAAUGGCAGUGCCUUUAAUUGACUAUAAUUUUGUCAUAAUGUGAAAGACUAUAAAGCAGUCAAUAUCUUCUUAAAAAUGCACAAACCCGUGUUAUAAAGAACUUUUCUUCGUUUAAACAUCAUAAAUAAUCUGGAACAGUUUACCUUCUAGUAACAUAAACAAAACUGUAUGUUUUUUAAUCACUUACACAAAACUGUAAUAAUUUUCAGGUUGUACCAUUCCCUGCAACAUGAAACUUAAACACCUUCAAAGAGCCCAAUCAUUUGGCAAUGGGGUUGCAGAAUAUUUUGAAGAGGAAGCCAUGCCAGCACUUAUUGCAUCCUUUAAUUACCAGAAUUCUAUUUCCAAGGGCUUUUGUUCUGGAAGGACACGUAACAGUGAAAAUGAGAGUAGCAAAAACAGUGUUUUGUUCGAAUAAAUCCAUCGUUGAUUUUUUUCGUUUUUUUUUGUGUGUGCUACUAGAAGUUUUGCCUAUAAAGACUAUGAGUGUGCAACAAUUUUUUGUUGCAUGCUUUUAGGAAAUUCUUCACCACAGGAAUACCACAUCCAGCAUGAAAGCAGGGCACCUUUUUUCUCUCUUUUCCACAGUACAGUUGAAGGAAGAAACUGCAAGCAAUAAUUUUUUUUUUCUGUUUUUCGUACCGCAUCAGGAUAGGUGGAAGUUGAAGUUAUCUUUCACAUUCUCAAGAUUGUUAUGUAAUAAUGGAACAACCAGCUGCCCAUGUACCUCUCCCCUUUUUUCCCAUAAGUCAAAUGUUUGGACCCCUGUUGGGACUUAAUACAUCAUAUUCCUCUCAGUGUGUAUUAAAACAUGCAAACAUUAAAUUUAAACUAAUGAUCCAAUGUAAAUGGAUGUUAAAUACUAGUGAAUGCCUUCCCACUAUUAUCACAAACUGCUUGAAGUGCAGCCAGGAAGGUGUCCUUGUCAGGGAAACUUCUUGGCAAGGUUACAUUCUUUGUGCAAGUAGAGGAAAAAAUGGAACCAGCAUCCUCAAAUUCGAUCCUGAUCCUUCCUAAACCAAACUCUGGUAAGCAGGGUGCCCCAGUAGCAAAGGUGAGGAAUGCCUUUAGAAUAUCUGGUGUUGCACCAACUAUGAACUCAGUCAUGUGCUCCAUGAUGGUUUUUUCAGCAUCACUCAUCUCUGAUGGAAACAUCAAUAUUUCCUUGACGUCAGAACCCUUCAUUUCCUUUUCUCCUGCCACAAAUAGCUCUUUGAAAAGCUCAGGAUAUACUUGCAUUCUGGACCCGAAUCCCAGAGUCUGAAGCCCUUCCCUUAGUUGAUCUAAAAGUAUUUUGGGCUUUCCAAUGGCAUCAUGUACAAUAAGGCUUUGGAUGACUCGCAUUUUGUUAUCAUUCUGAAAGACAUUCACAGAACAACAAUAAUACAGUAAGAAACUGGUCAAUGACCUGUUAGUUGUAGUUGUAGGUAACAAUAUCCUUGAGAAGGAGAUUGCAACAUUUGCAUGUACAUGCAGGUAAAUCCGUUCUCUUCGUGAAAACAUAUGCACCUGUCACAAGCUGGUCAAAUGAUGGUCCACAAUUAAAGGUGUCAUAAGGGGCAUCAAUUUCAAAAAAGACUGCUCUUUUAUUUAUAACAAUGAUUCAGAGUUUAGGUAUUAGUUGUCGUUUUAUCCAAUUUAUGUAAUUUGUAAGAAUCUGGCCCCAGUUGUUCAAACGUUGGAUAGUGGUAUCCACCGGAUAAAUCGCUAUCCAGCGGAUAAGUGUUACGGAAAUCAAUUACGCUAUCCGCUGGAUAGUGAUUUAUCUGGUGGAUAGCACUAUCUGACGUUUGAACAACCGGGGCCUGUAUUUUAGAUAUUUUAAAAUUUAUUUUGUUGUAUAGAAUACUUAUUUUUAAUCUGUUUCUCACUGUUUAUUUCUUCACUGGAUGGUGAUUUAACCAGUGGAUAGGAUUAAUCACCUUUUGAGCAACUGGGGCCUGAUCUAAAAAAAAUAUUUAUUUUGCUUCUCUUCUUUUAAACUGUUUGGUGGUUUUUUUUAUUAUUUGUGAAUUUCACUUCACUGUUGAGCAAGCUUGAAAGUGCUUUUGAAUGGCUUCUCUCCUGAUCCGACAUUGAGUGUGUAAGUUUUAAAAUACUUUUCUAUCAAUAUCGAGUUUUCACUAUUGUUAAUAAUAUGCUGUUAAAAAUAAUGCGGAUCAGUUAAGGUUUCUGGGAAACUGCCCACCUACCCCUCCCCUAACCCAACAUUAACACUAACUUCUCACUUUAGGCAAAAUGUUAGGUUAGGGGAGGGGAAGGUGGCCAGAAUCCCAGAAACCUUGACUGACCCAAUAAUGCCAUCACAACAUUUACAAACUUACAGUUAAUGUCAUGGAAAGUCCACUCUCUGAAAGAACACUGGUCGUCUCCUCUUUGUCAAGUUCAGAUACAUCAGCAACUUCUGCAACCUUAAAAAAAAAACAGAAACAAAAAAUUAACAAAAAAAAAUGUAUGUUUUUGCCAAAAAGUUUCGCAUAUCCUUGUGAUACUACCUUUAUUCAGUAUUAGUUUAAGGGAACAUAUAAAAUGUGAGGGCCCUAGACUGAACAGCUUUCAGACGUUUUGUCACAUCUUGUAAAACUGGAAGAAAAUAAAUGCAGGUGCAUAUCUUCUUAACAUUACUCAACUAGCCUAACUAUGCACCUGACAGGGGAGGGCAGAAACAGAACUCCAUAGUUCCUAUUUUGAUAAGCAAAAUAUUUUUCCCUUCCAUGUCAUUAUUAUAUAACUGCACUAGAAUAGGGCACUUUCCCACACAAUGAAAAACUCUUCCCAUAUACUUAACAGCUUGCCAGGCCAACUCAAGCACUGUCUCCUGCUUAGCAUUAGAGGUGUUUGCUCAGAGUAAGAGUUCAUUAGCAUAGUCUCCACAUACUUUGUUCAAAUAUUUUAACAAAGUUAAAUGUAGGUUUUGUUUUCCAUUACCUUGGUUAUGAAAUGUUCCAUGUGAGAUGAGCAGUCUUUUAUGGUGAUUGCUUCCAUGACUUCAUUUAAUUUACCUUUGGCCAGGUAAUUGUAGACUCCCAGGCUGAAUAUGGGAAACCCGGGUCCUCCCUGUAGCACACUGUGUACGAUGAUGGUUCCCACCAGCUUCAUUACGCCUGAUGCAACCAUAUCACAGUUAUAAACUGGACUUCGGUAUGUAUCACCCUGAAAAAAGGUGUCUGCAAUCACCUUCAGUAGUUGUGUGUAAAAUUGACGGAUGACCCCCCCUGUGUCUGCCGCUGGCUGUCCACUAUACACUAUUCGUAGCUUCUUUCUUGGGUCAAAAUCUUGAUCUUUAUAGUACGCCAUCGCGUCAUUUAGAAGAUCUUCUUCGUCUAUCUUCAACUUUUCUCUUUGAUCUGAAGAAAAAUUUUUCUGUAGGUCUCUCAAUUCAGCAUUCAGAUCCUGAGUGUCACAACAGGUUCCUAGUGGUUCAAACGGUGAAUUCAUCAAGUCAUUCGCAUCAUCAUCAUCAGUUACUGUGUUGUCAGUUGUAGGUAAGAGUGACAUAACAGCCUGAUCAAAUGAUCCCUCCACUUGAAGGCAGGCUUUCAGAAAAUCUCGACUCUUAUCAGGAAACAUUUCUGAGAGGUGGUUGAUUUCUGUCGGAUCAGGUGAGGCAUCACCAACACUGCUAAGAAUUCCAAAUGCCUGAAGUGAGUACAUUAAUACUAAUUACUGGAAUUACAGAAUGAUUACAAGGUCACUGAGGUAUUAAAAACUAAAGAAGACUGCUGCCUUACUGGCCAUAGUUACUGCACACAAAAAAAUGUCAUUUCUUUGGGUUAACGUAAAGGUACAAGGUGAUCUGCUCUUCAACCAGGUUAAAUGGUAUCUUGUUUAUUUACUGUUCUAUCAUGAAUCAGUUGUCAUUUAAGGAUAUUCAUAAUUUUACACACAAUACUUAUAACGUAGCACAUUUCUAAAUAUAAGUAACUAGGAAAGGCAAUGACAGGCAUAAAUAAUUAUUGAGAAUCAGUGGCAACAACAGUUACCAGCCCAUUGGCCAUGCAUACAUGACUGACCUGAAAUAUUCCUUAAAACAACAACAGCAAUUCAAUAUGGAGAAGAAAUGAGAAAAAUUUAAUAUUACCAGCCACUGGAACUGCCUCCCCCACCGCAUGACUCAUGAUGUUUUCUCAUUAAAUCCAUUGGGACUUGCAGGUGACAAUUAACACAAGAAACCUUUGGGCUUACAGAAAUCUGUAGAAGAACUGCAAUUAAUAUUAUUAUUUCUAUUUUUAUUACAUACCGUAAAUGCUCAAAUUAGCGCCCCCCUUCGAAUUAGCGUCCCCUUUUUGGAUAGAAUUAUUAAAUAAGGCCCCCCCUUCAAAUAAGCACCCCCCCUAACACACCUCCUUGUCCUCCUUACCAAAUAUAUGGUAUACAGUAUAAUGACAUGUACAGUCACUAGAGAAUGACCCAUCUGAGGACAUCACACGGUCAGAUGUUAAAGACAAGGCUCCUCUGACAAUAGUUCUUGAGAAUAGUGACAGAACUAGGUACAACUGAACGUUCAAAGCCAAGAAUACAUGUAUGCACCACACGCUCACAAAUCGGGUAUAUGCUGAAAGAUACACUCUAGUUUUCGUGAUUGAUGGCUGCAGUUUUGUUGAUUUCAAACAAAGAAAAAUGUGAUCUUGAGGCCUAGACUCUGAAGAAUUUAAUAAGCCCCCCUCUUGAGUCCAAAAAUUAAAUAAGUGCCCCGAGUGCUAAUUCAAGCUUUUACGGUAUUUUCAAUGGAGUGGGCAGGAAUAUUUCCUGGAACCACACAUUUUAAGUCACAAUAAUGCUAAGCCUAAGACCCACUCUUGGAAAUUAUUUGACGACAGUGAUUAUUAUUAUCUAUUGAUAAAGCUUAUUAAUUUUGACUCUUGCAAUAAUAUUAGAAUGUGGCCUUACCACAUUUUUAUAAUAAUAUAUUAGUUAUUAACUGUAAAAUAAAUAUAUCCUAGGCCCACCUGGGUUUGACAUUCUUCACUUGUCCCAUCAAACUAGAGAACUAAGUCCUUUUGUAAAGGUCUUAAAUAGCCUUUGGCUGAACCAAAAGUUAAUUUUAGAUAUCACACUGUGUACCCACCAGGUGGAAUUGAUAAAACAACAGGCUGUCCGCGGUUACCUAAGACUAUCUCCUGUCCUCAUAAUUUCAUAUCCUCCUGCAUCUUGUACUUGAGGAAAGGAUGCUACACUGUACCCUUGCCAUGGCGGGGAUAUUAUACUAAUUUAUUAUUCUGCAAAUUCCUAACAUUUACCACAUUAGCCAGGGUUUAAUAAAUUCACCGAAUCAGAUAUGCUUGAAUGUGAUCAUGAAGUCCCUGCUGCUCCCGUAAGGAAGAAGAUUGCUACAAUGGCAUCACAUUCAAAGCACAAAAUUGUCAAGUUGGCAAAUGUGGUUGAUUAUUUGCUUUGAAAGCAUACUUAGAUGCUGAUCAAAUGCCAUGACUGUGUAUGUUUUCAAUAUUACGGCUAUUCCAUUUUAAAUCCCCCACCCCUUGAUACAGACAAGAUUUUCUGAAGGGGGUUGUUUUCCCAAAAAAAUACCAAGAAUAAAUUUCUGAAGGGAUAAAGGCGAAGUUAUAGCAUCAUCAAUGUAGGGAUGGUGGAUAUAUUUUGCUGCUGAUGAAGAGUGUUGUAAAGAACUAAAUUUCUGAAGACCUAGAAUCCAAAAGUCUCUUUUCUGAAAGGAGGUUGUAAAUAACAACACCACAUUUUCUGAGGAGUACAGAACGAAAAAAAAAAAUUUUAUGUGAGGGCUUGUAAGAAAAAAUGGUGAUUUGUGAUGUGGGUAGCCCUAGGAAUAAUUUUCUAGAGAAUUCAGGGACAAAACACCUCAUAAAUAUAUAAUUUGGGAGGUGGAUAUUAAAUGCAAUGGGCUUUACUUAAAGUAAUUUUUUUUAUAGUUUGGUAAAUUAUUGCUGGCAAGAAACAUAAUUUGAUAUUUGGCGACCUGUUAUACCACAUGGUUGCAAAAUAAGGAUUUGGAGUACUGAAAGAUAUUGUCAUGACAAAUGGAAAGAAUUUUCAUUAUGGUGGCACAUUCAUUUAUUCUUUUAUAUUUAUGAUAUUAUUAAUAAUUAUUAGCCUUUUUGACCGCGAUAGCAUGAGCAAAAUUUAAAAGAGCUUUACGUUGAAAAGAAAGGACAAUUAUCAUAAAUAAAAAAAAAUAAAUAAAUGUGCCGCCAUUAUGAAAAAGGUGUACAGGCUUACCUGCGCGCUGUUGACUUGUCCGGAGCAAGUGGCGUAAUGCUCUCUAAGAGCGUAAACAUCCAGGAUCGCCUCGCACCGCUUACACUUUUCCUUCUGGAUUUCCAUGUUUUUCUUGGGAGUGUCGCUUUCCAUGGCUAAAUCUACUUGGAUGGGCCUCACAAAAAUUUUCCCUUGCCCUAUAAAUGUCGCAAGGUACUUCAUUGUGACACCGUUAGGUCCUGGCGGGAUGACAUGCAACUCUCUUUUUCGCGGCUCCGCGUACAUGAGAUCAAAGCCUCCAGCUGCUUGUAGCUGUGGGAAAUUUUCCAAUACCCGAUCUCGUAUUUCCAAUUCACUGGCUUCUUCGGCAAUAGAGAUUUUUGUUUCCCCAAGGCCUACCAUCAGCAGUUCUCGUUGCUCUUCUGCAUCAGGGGUCUCCAACUGCUCUUUGUCCGAGAGACAAACAAAUUUACGGAUAAUUUCUUUUCUCUUAGUCUUAGUGGUCGUCUCCGAUGCCUUGCGUUUCACGGAUCUUCGAGGUUUGUUGAAGCUCGCACUACGACUGCCGGUCGGCUGGAAAUGGUGAGGAAAUAAAGUGCUCAACUCUCUUUGAAAUCUACCAGGACCAUUAUCGGUCGCGGCUGUAGCGACUGCAGGCUGUGAUGUGCUUGGCGAGCUCUCAAUAUUGGUUGUUAACCUUUCUGCCGCUCGAGAGAGCAUCCUUGCCGCCUGAGCAAGAUCCUCCGCCAUCUUCAUACAGUAGAGCACGUGGUGGAUCAGACGUUGUGCGAAAAAGUUUCAGGUGAUUUCCCGCGCAAAAGUGUUCAAGUUAUUUUUAGCCCACCAAAAAAUUGGAAUCAGAGAAUCGGAUCAUUGGGAAUGUCUAAAAAAGGGAAUCCAUAGUAGAGAGACUCUAGUACUGUUUCACGCAACUUUAUAGAGCUUUUUAUGGAGACUCGAUGCUUUGUUGUACCUCUGACACAAAUAUAGCAGCUGAAAAUCCUCGCGAUGAGAAUUUUUCGAAUAAUGACCAAAUGUGAAAUAGCCAACUUCCGACAAUCGUAGAGAAGCCUAGAAAAACUUCGAAAAUAUGAGGUGAAUGGGAUAGCCAUCUACAAAUUUUUAGCCUUUCUCGAGCAAUAGAAAUUUCUAGGCAAUACGCGCUUCUUCGCCCCUGUUGGGAAAAAAACAACAGCGGAACUUAUAUUUUUCAUCAUCGUUGACAAUGACAGCUUGUUUACUACUUGCAGCGGCCAAUUUUCAUGGCAAACCUUAAUAUAUGCUUCAACAGUCAAAACUUCAAAAGAUGCGAAAAUUGAACUUUUUCUUGGAAUGUACAGCAAAGUUUUUAGUAAAAUAUUCUGUUGCUGAGAUCUUUUACUAGUACAUAAAUUGUUGACAUGAACUGCAAUUAGAGUCAUUGCUAACAUCAGGGAAGAUCGACGAGACAAGUGCCUCAUCUAAACCAAAAAAUGUAGUUGGCCAUUGUGAUGAAAACAUUACAUUUUUGUUUGUGAUGACUCUGACUCUAUGAGCUUAACAUUAGAAAACCAGCACUUCAGAAGUAUAUCUGAAUGGACCAUUGACAUUAGGUUAUUACCGUAAAUUCUCAAAUUACCGCCCCCCUUCAAAUUAGCGACCUCCUUUUGGCUAGAAAUAUUAAAUAAGUGGCCCCAACGAAUAAGCGCCCCCCUCCCCCUUCCCAACACACCUCACUGAGAAUGACCCAUUUGAGGACAUCACACAGUCAGAUGUUAAAGAUGACAAGUGGUUCCUCUGACAAUAGACCUUUCUCAUGCAGCAGCCAUGUUGAGUCCCCGAAGAAUAAAAAGCUUUAUUUUGCCCGUCUAAACUUGCUCUCAAGUUUUUCAAUGCGAGGCUGGACAGGCAGAAUGUUUUUUUUUUUUUUAUGCAAAAUGGUCGCUACAUGUUAAAGGUCUCUAGGAUAGCGACAGAACUUAGUUAUAACAGAAUGGUUAUUAAAAGCCAAGAAUAUGCACCACACACUCACCAAUUUUGGUACAUGCUUAAAGAUACGUUCUAUUUUUCCUGUUUAAUGUUGCAGUUUUCGUUCAUUUGAAACAAAGGAAAAUGUCAUCUUGAGGCUUAAAUUCUGAAAAAAGGAAAUAAGCACCCCCCUUCAAACAAGCGCCCCCCUCUGAAUUAGCACGUCCCUCUUGACUCAAAAAAAUGAAAUAAACACCCUGGGCGCUAAUUCAAGCAUUCACGGUAAUUGUAAACAAAAGGUCAGUUCUACUUCAAUAACUCACUUUGGAAAAGAGUGCUGGAAUCUAGAAAAGGUACAUGAGCAGUUAUGGGAUUGUUUGGAGUCGCUUGUCCUGACAAAAAGGCAUUUUGUUUUUAAAGAAAUGUGGUAUUGAUUGGGGUUAGGAUAUUUAUGUGUGAUAUAUUUGUAUUUCUGAUCCACGAAAAAUUGUGAGUUCCCUGAUCUUGGCUCUCAUGUCCCCCAAACAAUCCCCUAAGUGCUUCAGGGGGCACUUUCGACCCAGGUCAACACUGUACUCCAAAGUGUGCUAUUUAGCUUAGAAUUUAUAUAGUUUUGUCUUUUCUUCUUCUGAGGAAAAAUAAUGAAAAACAUACAACAUUAGUGAAUAUUGAGUCAUCUCUCCUGCCAGUCUAGUUAAGGUGCUGGAUACAAUCAGCAACAAAGUUCUUCACCAGAAGGUAGCACCUGACACUUUCCCAUGGGGUAGCUGAUGCUACAUUAAAACGACUAUCCUCUACCACUCGAACUAGUUCAUUCAACUGAGUUUGAUCCAGAGGGCGGUCUGUGGUAUCCACUUGGACGUCAGUGUCACACUCACUGCCAAUACUGACUGGACCCUCCCAAUCAAUGCCAUAAUCAUCAGCAACUAUGGGCUCAAAGAUGGAAUUUUCAAAUUGACCUUGCACCCACAACUGCAGGGGGGUCAGGUUGUGUUCUGUGCUCAGAGGGUGUCUUAUCCAGGCAGCAACCCAUUCCUGCAGCUUGUGAUUGAUAAGAUCAACAAAACAAAACUGCAGGCACCAUAAAUCAACUUCAGAUAUGGGGUCAAGAAUUCCCAUGUGUUCCAUUGACAUAAAGAGCCUAUGGAAGAGUUCAAGAACAUCGGUGAAAACAUCUCUCCAUAAGCGCUCUAUUCGCUGGUUAUGGACGCUUCUUCCAACGAAAGUGCUGAACCUCUACCAGUUCCUCUUCUUUCAAGCAUGUAUUGCACCACAUCAACAUUCUCACCUCCUCUAUCGCAACGAACACGGGAAGGCAGUCCCCACUGACCUACAGCAUCCAUAAAGCAAGCCAAAACAGUCGAGGCUUUGUUAUUUGUACUACACGAUAGAAACACAGGGAUUCUGGUGAAACCAUCAACACACCCAUGCACCGCAAAAACGCCACCUGAUCAGCUUAUGGUUGCCGUCGAAAUGCCAAAGAGCAAGAGGACGAGACACAGAAUAAAACACGUCGAUGAACAGCUCUGCAUCUGCGAACAGAUACUCCUAUGGGGUCAACUCUUUGCAGGGACUGCCUCAGUCUUUCUCUGGGUACUGUAAUGUUACGAGAAGCGAGGAAACCAAGCAGAUUCUUGGACCCACAGUUAGGAUGAAAAACCUUGAUGUCUCUAACCUGGCCAUCCAACUCCUCAUCCGUGAUAGUCGAAAAUGACCUUGAUGAGAUGCCGUAUUCAGCAAGACGCCGCUCAAUGGUUCUCGUGGAUACCUUAAGUAGCCUGGCAAUCUGUGGAACUGUAAAUCGCAGGUCGAUGAGUGACUGUAGCUGAUCCGCGCUUAUUUCAUAAGAAGGACGUCCUGGCCUGCUGCUAUUGAUUUGGCGAGUACGCACUGAGGCGGGGCUCAAGUUUUCUAUUAUACGUCUUGCAACUGAUAUGUCAAGGUACACUUCCUCGGGCAAACGUACAACCGAAUCCAAGAAGUUGAUGGCAACAACCACCUGAUCAAUUUUCUCUAAUGUACCUAGGGGAUCGAAAUCCUCCGAGGGCUCAAGGGAUAAACUGUUGCAAAUGUUUGCAAUUUCUCCUGUAACAAGACCGCGAAGAGAGGCUAAGGCGUCCGCCAUUUUGACACUGAGCCCCAGUUUUCCUCGGUUAAGUCACCAGAGAGUCGUUCCCAGACUGCUGAAUAUUUGAAGCACCAUUUACGAAAACAGCGGCAGCAUUUUUUAAGACAACAGAGGCACCAUAUACAAAGAUAAAGGCACCAGUUUAACAAAAUAAGAGGCACCAUUAACAAGUUUAGAGGCAACAUAUGUGAAAACAGAGGCACCAUAAACAAAAAUAGAGGUACCAUAUACUAAGAUAUAGGCACCAGUUUAACAAAAACAGAGGCACCAUAAACAAAAACAGAGGUACCAUAUACUUAUAACAUAUAGGCACCAUGUUAACACAAUAGGAGGCACCAUUAAAAAAAUAAUAAUAAUAAAAAUUGUAAGCACCAUUUACAAAAACGAAGGCACCAUUUACAAAAAACGAAGGCACCAUUUACAAAAACGAAGGCACCGUUUAUGAAAACGAAGGUACCAUAAACAAAAUUGGAGGCACCAUUUACAAAACCAGAGGCACCAUUUAUGAAAACAGAGGCACCAUUUAUGAAAACGAAGGCACCAUAAACAAAAUUGGAGGCACCAUUUACGAAAGUAACGAUAGCUGAAUUUUGGCAGUAAUGGCACCCCAUAGUUCAGGGACUUCUUUUUUAUGUGAGCAGUGCAUUUGGCCGGAACAUUUAUGGACUCAAUCCAUCGGGAUUAAUUCUGUCUUCAUUGAAAUAAAAGUUGUAAUAUGUUGCAUAUUGUUUUGCAGAUGAUUCUAAUUUGCACACCUCGACCCCUGUGAAAAGAAGCAAGUAUGACGGUUCUGUCAUUGCUCCACCGGUGGAAAGUCCAGUUGCUGGAAUGGCUGGUGACAAUAGGUAG